GUCCCGUUUGUGUGCUAUUUUACAAAUAAUGGAUAUAUGUUCUAGUCAUAGUUGGUAAAGAUAUCGAUAGCAUCGUGCGUCUGCUAAAUGACUUAAAUGUAAAUGUAAAUGUACAGUUGCUUUGCUAGCUAACGUUAGCUACAGUGCACUAUUAUUAGUAUUUAUUUAGCACACAUAGCUAGCUUGCCAAAUACAGCUAGCUUUUUGGCUAGUUAGCUAACAAAAUACUUAGCCAGGUGAAACGACACUUUGACUAGAUACAGGAAUGUUAGCAUAUUUUUGUUAACUGACGAGUUCGUUCUGGCAGGGACUUUUGACAGUUACUCUAGCUUUGUUUGAGAGUGACUAGAUAACAAGUCAGCUAUCGUCUUCUAGUCGGCUAAAAGCGGUUUCGGUUGUUCUGAAGUAGAAGUGGGAGACACGAUCUGGGACACGACACUUUUUUUAGUUGGCUCCAUAUUUAUACCGAGGUGUUAUUUUACAGGGUUAUUUAAUAAUCAACAUUUAACGUGAGAGAUGGCGCACACGGAAGGACUGGAAAAUGCCAUGGGAGAGUGUUCAGGAAAACAGGGCUCGACUCUUAGCCUGAGAAGUCGACCAUGCUCCAGCGAAAGAGAUGGCCAGGUCCGCGUUGUUAAAGCCUCGCUUCAGAAGAGACUCGGACCUUACGAGCCGGUGUUGACCUACCUACAGUCCGUUCUGGUGUGGGAAAGGCCGUUUCAGAGUGUGCUACUCUUCACAGUGGUCAACGUUGUGUUCUGGUUCUUUGCCCUGACCUCGCUGCGCCUGCUCUUCCUGCUGUCCUCUGGCCUGGUUGUAUUCAUCUGCGUUGACAGCUGGAGGAACAAGAUCUGGCCUGAGAUCAGAGUUAAAAAACCUGAUGAGUCUGAAAAUGAAAGCUGGGGCCUGGUGCAGCCAGGGGUGCUCAGUGUUCCAGAGCUGUGUCACCACAUUGCUGAGGUCUGGGUCUCUGGGCUGGCCUUCACAUCCAGCCUGGUGCAGUUCAAACGCCACAACCCUGGCAAGUUCUGCCUCCUGACCUGUGCCCUCUUGACCUGUCUGGUCAUGGUUGGACGGUACAUUCCUGGACUGGUCCUCUCUUACUCUGCAGUGCUGGUUGUUCUGCUGUGCCCCCUGGCAGCGUACCACCGAGUGUGGCAGCGUGUGUGCAUGAAGCUGGAGCCGGCCCUGCAGUGGCUGGACUUCAGCGUUCGCGGGUAUAUGAUGUCAAAGCCCAUCGACAACCAGUUCCUCCGCAAGCCAAUUCGGGGUGCAGCAUCCGGUGAUGCCAGUGACAGUGAGGAGGAGCUUGCUGCAUUCUGCCCGACGUUUGACGAUGCUAUAGUGGCCAAAGAACUUGCGAUGACGGACUCUGAGCACUCUGACGCUGAGGUCUCGUACACAGACAAUGGGACCUUUAAUCUGUCCCGUGGCCAGACUCCUCUCACAGAGGGCUCAGAAGAUUUUGAUAGACACAGUGACAAUGAGGAGUCGUUUGCACGAGACCUCAAUGACUUCCCCUCCAUCAACCCAGACGCCACCCUGAUGGACGACGACGACGACUCCUGCAUCGGGCUGCCCAGCCUGGGUCUUCGGUCUGGGCGGACUGGCCCCCGAACCACGGCCGAGCUGCUGGAUGUGGAAUCCCACCUGGACUCUGACCAGGACGACCUGGACGAGGAGCUCUCCUUCGGCGGCCUCCCCCCUGCUUCUGACUUCCUUGGAGGUGACCUGGCUGGAAUCAUCGCUAGCAACAUGAUUCAGGCGGCAUUGGCUGGUGCCAUGCAGCCUCGUCCCCCUGCCGCCCGCAGAGAGAGGGUGGGGCCCACCAGAGCAGGGGCCCAUAGGGGCUACCGCAAGCAGUCUAGCUCGGAGCUGGACACGGACUUGGACGGAGAGGACUUUGAGAUGCUGGACCAGUCGGAGCUGAACCAGAUGGAUUCCUUUGGAGGUGCAGGAGGACGGGGAGGAGGGCAGGGUGGGGGACAGGGGUCCAGCUUCCUCUCCAACCUACUGGGGAAACCACAGUGAGGCGCCUCUACCUGUGCAUAACAAUCAAACUAAGUAUUUGUGUGUGAUUGAGUGAUUGGAAUGUUUAUGGAUUGUUCUGACUGCGUGUAUGUGUGAGUCAUUUAAUCGUAGGAUCCAGCAGCCAGGCUCCUGAUUGGCCUCAGUUGAUAUCACUGUGAAGUACUUCUGAUUUCUUUUUUUCUUCUGAUCUCACUUUUCAAUUUCUUCCUUUAGUCUGUAGCUUGUAUGUGUAAGCCACCAUCAUCCAGAAAGUCUUAUUUUGCAGGCUGAGCAAUAGGAAAUGCAAUGUAAAAAAAACUCCAUCUGUUUUUGAAACAGCAUUACAGAACCACUUCUCUGUCCUGUCAUCCAGUAUGCCCGAGUGAGUAAUACGUUUUUUUUAAGUCGACCACUAGGUAGUAUACACAUUUCCUAAAAUGCUAGACACACAGGGCUAUUUAAUAUGGGACCAAGUAUGACAUUCCUGUUGAUUAGUGAAGUUUUACAACUGCAAUGACCUUGUUUUGAAUAGUUUUAGCAAUAUCUGACUGGUACUCCCUUAGUAAAAACCACUGCUUUCAUUUUAAGACACUCAUUCUCUAUUAGAAACAAAGUAAAUAUUAAUGGUGAGAUUUAUUUUUAGAUCAUUCUUGAUUGAGACAUUCAUUUGUUUCGAGUCUGAAAUCAUUGUUUUAAAGAAAGGGGAUUGGCAUUUUAGUUAUGUUUUUUACUGUCUUCCCCCCCUGAAUGUUUCUUCCCAAACCAUUGGUCCUGUUUUGUUUGCUGUACUUCUGGGUAGAUCCGUGAAGGUAGGGUUGCCUCCUGUGUUCUCCAUGUGUCUUGAAUGAGCAGUCAUGGGCUAUUUUAGAUAUUUUUGUCUUUGUCAUCACAAUAAGUAACUUUAUCAAGUUAACCUGCUCCUUGUAUCCCUUCUCUCGUGGCAUUCCCAAUCCCUAUCACCAUCUUCACUCAUUUUUGCCGAUCCUUCUCCGAGGAGAAUCUGUAGAAUAUACAUGCAUAUGUAAGAAGUACAGAAUAUAAACCUUUUAGUUUAACCUCUAAACUCAUGCAUGAACCACAUUUUGUAAACGUCUUAAGAAAAUCAUCAGGAAAACAUGUUUACAUUGAUGGGUGAACAAAAUGCUGGUAUACAAAACUCAACCUGAUUAGCCUUUUUUUUAAGUGUGAAUAUGUAAUAUUGUCUUUUAAAAACUAGGGUGCAGUAAUGUUUUUGUGCAGGUCAGCAUGAUUAACCUGCGAUGGGCAAACAAGCUCCUGCUGCUUUUGUCUUUUCAUGGACACAAUCUAAUAAAUAGGAGUGGUGAUUCUUGGUCAAUGAAACUGAAAUGACCCGCAGAUGGGUUUUGCUGAAGUAGCUGGAUCAAACAAUCAGAAAGAGACAAUGCUGGUUUAUAUAUAUCUGUGACAAAUUGCCCAAUAACGCGAUUUGUGUGGUAUAGAAAAUCAUGAAUGUGGGAUUACUUACAAUAGAACUUCUAGAUCCCCCUGAUCAUGGACAUGGCCCAGAAAACAAUCUGUCUGAUCUGAAAAGGUUUGGGAUUUUAAUUAAAAAGAGUGAAUGUACAUGACUUGUUUUGGACCACUUUAGUUUAAAUAGGGCUUGUUGCAGUAUCGGUUCAUGAAGAUGGCCAGGCAAUUCUUCAUCCUUAGUAUUAUGUUCUAUAAAUGUGUUCAAGUAGUUUUUUUUUUUCUCUCUGACAUUGGUUUUGAUGUGCAAAUCUUAUUAAAUAUGAAGUCUGGAUUAAA
Molecule: messenger RNA, 3777 nt
Organism: Oncorhynchus nerka (sockeye salmon)
Lineage: Eukaryota; Metazoa; Chordata; Actinopteri; Salmoniformes; Salmonidae
Product: reticulophagy regulator 3-like
Exons: 9
Coding region: 517-2031 (504 amino acids)
Biological process (GO): reticulophagy
Source: RefSeq, a predicted model, not a curated record